AUGGAGCUGCAGGGUGGUGCUGCAGCAGUGGCGGCGCGCUAUGACUACAUUUGGGUAGUGGACGACGAUGUGCGCUUGCCCACGGGGGAGAUCUCGCGCAUGUUCAACAUUCUGCGCGAGCACGAGCAGAUUGCCUUUGCCUGCCCGUCCUUCGACAAGGGCAGUGAUGGUGUGUGGCGCUUCUUCGAUGGUCACGAUCCACGCUUUAAGCUGCGGUACACCAACUUUGUGGAAUGUACGGCGCCGGUGCUGAAGAGCGCUAUGCUACUGGAUCCCCGCUUCCAGCCCUGCCUGCGGGCGGUGCGGACAGGUUGCUUCAUUGACUUCUGUUUUCAUCCAGCGGCUGGUGGAGGAAAUGACGUGGUCGCAGUCAUUGACGCCGUGCAGUGCCACCACCCUCCACGCACUGCGGACUAUCCCAGCGAGAUGCGGCAAGUGCAGGACUGGCUGCAGCACAAGAAUGACGACGUCUUAUUUGAGAAGGAGGGGGUGCCCAAGGACUGGUGGGCCGUCGAGCCCCGCUUCUUCCAGCCCAGAGUAUUGGGAGCCAUCCCUGCGGGUGACUGA
This is a messenger RNA of Effrenium voratum, 567 nucleotides long. Lineage: Eukaryota; Dinophyceae; Suessiales; Symbiodiniaceae. The record is from the annotation of a GenBank genome assembly.